CGCGGACCCCUCCGCACCGGGUCCCCGCUGGAACUGCCGAGGCGUCUCCCCCAGGAGCUGGAUCCCAGCCAGUCGGGCGUUCCCGCCAUGAGCCAGAGCCCAGCGUUCCGGCCCGGGAGGGGAGGCUCUCCCGGGGUGGCUAGCCGGGACCGCGCGCGGCGCAACGAGAGCCAAGACUAUCUGCUCAUGGACUCGGAUCUGGGAGACGACGGCUGUCCGCAGCCCUCCCUGCCUCCCUACGGCUACUACCCUUGCUUCCGGGGCACCGACAGUAGACUGACCCACCGGCGGCAGACAGUUCUCCGUGAGAAGGGGAGAAGGUUAGCUAACCGAGGACCAGCAUACAUGUUUAAUGAUCACUCAACAAACCUAUCUAUUGAGGAGGAACGCUUUUUAGAUGCAGCUGAAUAUGGCAACAUCCCAGUGGUAAGGAAGAUGUUAGAAGAAUGCCUCUCACUCAAUGUUAACUGUGUGGAUUACAUGGGCCAGAAUGCCCUGCAGCUGGCAGUGGCCAAUGAACAUCUGGAAAUUACAGAACUUCUUCUCAAGAAAGAAAAUCUGUCUCGUGUUGGGGAUGCCUUACUUUUAGCCAUUAGUAAAGGUUAUGUUCGGAUUGUGGAAGCCAUUCUCAGUCAUCCAGCUUUUGCUGAAGGCAAGCGGUUAGCAACCAGCCCCAGUCAGUCUGAACUCCAGCAAGAUGAUUUUUAUGCCUAUGAUGAAGAUGGAACACGGUUCUCCCAUGAUGUGACUCCAAUCGUUCUGGCUGCCCACUGCCAAGAAUAUGAAAUUGUGCACACCCUCUUGCGGAAGGGUGCUCGGAUUGAACGGCCUCAUGACUAUUUCUGCAAGUGCAGCGAAUGCAACCAGAAACAGAAGCAUGACUCCUUCAGCCAUUCCAGAUCUAGAAUUAAUGCCUACAAAGGCCUGGCAAGCCCAGCUUACCUGUCAUUGUCUAGUGAAGAUCCAGUCAUGACAGCUUUAGAGCUUAGCAAUGAGCUGGCAGUGCUGGCCAACAUUGAGAAAGAGUUCAAGAAUGACUACAAAAAACUGUCAAUGCAGUGCAAAGAUUUUGUUGUUGGACUCCUCGAUCUGUGCAGAAAUACUGAAGAAGUAGAGGCCAUUCUGAACGGGGAUGUUGAAAUACACCACAGUGGUGGAGAUCACGGUCGUCCAAAUCUCAGCCGUUUAAAACUUGCCAUUAAAUAUGACGUAAAAAAAUUUGUAGCUCAUCCGAACUGUCAACAGCAGCUUCUGUCCAUAUGGUAUGAGAACCUUUCCGGUUUGCGGCAGCAGACCAUGGCAGUCAAGUUUCUUGUGGUCCUCGCCGUUGCCAUCGGACUGCCUUUCCUGGCUCUCAUUUACUGGUUUGCUCCAUGCAGCAAGAUGGGGAAGAUAAUGCGUGGCCCAUUCAUGAAGUUUGUAGCACAUGCAGCCUCCUUCACCAUUUUUCUGGGGCUACUAGUCAUGAAUGCAGCUGACAGAUUUGAAGGCACCAAACUCCUUCCUAAUGAAACCAGCACAGAUAAUGCAAAACAGCUGUUCAGGAUGAAAACCUCCUGCUUCUCAUGGAUGGAGAUGCUCAUUAUUUCCUGGGUAAUAGGCAUGAUAUGGACUGAAUGUAAAGAAAUUUGGACUCAAGGCCCCAAGGAGUACUUGUUUGAGUUGUGGAAUAUGCUUGAUUUUGGAAUGUUGGCAAUCUUUGCAGCAUCAUUCAUUGCAAGAUUCAUGGCAUUUUGGCAUGCUUCCAAAGCCCAGAGCAUCAUUGAUGCAAAUGAUACUUUGAAGGAUUUGACAAAAGUCACAUUGGGAGACAAUGUGAAAUACUACAAUUUGGCCAGGAUAAAGUGGGACCCCUCUGAUCCUCAAAUUAUAUCUGAAGGUCUUUAUGCAAUUGCUGUAGUUUUAAGUUUCUCCAGAAUAGCCUACAUUUUACCAGCAAAUGAAAGCUUUGGACCUCUGCAGAUAUCACUGGGAAGAACAGUGAAAGACAUCUUCAAGUUCAUGGUCAUAUUCAUCAUGGUGUUUGUGGCCUUUAUGAUUGGAAUGUUCAACCUCUAUUCCUACUACAUUGGUGCAAAGCAAAACGAAGCCUUCACAACAGUGGAAGAGAGUUUUAAGACCCUGUUUUGGGCUAUAUUUGGACUUUCUGAAGUGAAAUCAGUGGUCAUCAACUAUAAUCACAAAUUCAUUGAAAACAUUGGUUAUGUUCUUUAUGGAGUCUAUAAUGUUACAAUGGUUAUUGUUUUGCUAAAUAUGUUAAUUGCAAUGAUCAACAGUUCAUUCCAGGAAAUUGAGGAUGAUGCUGAUGUGGAGUGGAAAUUUGCAAGGGCCAAACUUUGGUUUUCCUACUUUGAGGAGGGAAGAACUCUUCCUGUUCCCUUCAACCUGGUGCCAAGUCCAAAGUCCCUGUUUUAUCUCCUACUGAGGCUUAAAAAAUGGAUUUCUGAGCUGUUCCAGGGCCAUAAAAAAGGUUUCCAGGAGGAUGUGGAAAUGAACAAGAGAAAUGAAGAAAAGAAAUUUGGAAUUCUGGGAAGUCAUGAAGACCUUUCAAAAUUAUCACUUGACAAAAAACAGUUUGGACAUAGUAAACAAUCAAGCUUAAGAAGUUCAGAAGAUUUCCAGUUAAACAGUUUCAAUAAUCCUCCAAGACAAUAUCAGAAAAUAAUGAAGAGGCUCAUUAAAAGAUAUGUAUUACAAGCCCAGAUAGAUAAGGAGAGUGAUGAAGUGAAUGAAGGGGAACUGAAGGAAAUUAAACAGGACAUCUCAAGUCUCCGCUAUGAACUUCUUGAAGAAAAAACUCAAAAUUCAGAAGACCUGGCAGAACUUAUUCGAAAACUUGGGGAGAAAUUAUCAAUGAAACCAAAUCAAGAGGAAAGCAAUAGAUAAUGCAAAGUCUUUCUUUAAAAUUCAUAUUUAUUUGUCCACUUGAAGCCAUGUUAUUUUCUGAUUUAUUUUUUUAAGUGCCAAUAUGACCAGCUUUUAAAGAAGAAAAAGUUCAAAGAUAACUUGGGUCAUCCUAUUAUUUGGAACUCUACUCUUUAAUAUUUUUGGUGAUUAAAUUUCAUUAUUCAGGCUAAAAGUUUGCAGAUUAUGAUGAAAAUCAUGCCCAGUUGUUUUGUGCUUGUUUUGUAAACUGCUUUCUUGGGUACAACUAUUGUGAUGAUGUGAUUGCCAUGUAGUGUCUGCCUGGGAAUCAUUUUAGCUGGCAGGGCAGACACACCAUAUUGUGCUAUUUCCCUGAUGGAUAUUUCAGGUACCUUCUUGCCUGCUCUAUGGAUCCCUUGCUGGUGACUUCCAGACUUGAAAUCUAGAGAAAAAUAAUCUCUUGCCAUUUAGAGAAUACUCUUUAAUCAUCUACCCUUGUUAGCCCCCACAGAAUAUGAUUGAUAAUAUCUGUGCAAAAUGGGGUUAAAUCUUUCCUAAAUUUUCUGCAUUGCUUUGAAAAUGUUACACUUACCAGUGAAAAUGUGUUUCCUUCACUGAACUCUGGAAACAUAGUUCAGUUCUGUGUGUGUGUGUGUGUGUGUGUUUGCACAUGUGCAUGUGAAAUACUUGUCCUAUUUUCUUUUGCAGCCAAUACAGAUACUCAAAAGCUCUUUAUAUUAUACUUUUUAUUGUACAAUGUACAAUUUUUUAUUUUAUUGAAAAAUUAUUGGCCAAAUAAGAACACUUUAUUGGAGAAGUAUCAAAGCCACAAACAAUUAUCGUUAUUUGCUUCAAUUAUAGCACAAUUUUUGUGCCAUUACCAAGGGGCUUCACAGGUGAAUUCCUAAGUUUGGCCUCAAAUGUAAAGGAAAAAAUGUGUUGAGGGAACUUGCAAAUACUUAGCAUGUCCUACCCUCCUCUCAAAAUAUAUAAAACAGGAAUUUGAAUUCAUGAGCAUUUACCAAGAGGUUGCUAUUACUUACUGAUGAUGUGAGGCCAUAUCUAAAACAACUAAAGGAAAGAAAUGAAGGUUCACUAUUCAGCUACCCAAAGACUGUCAACAUUUGGAUGAUGCUGAGCAUUGACUGGAAGUGCUGCUUUAAAUUCAAGCAAAUUUUAAAUUUCAUUUUAAAGAUAAAAUGGUCACAGAGAAUCUAUUUAGCCCCAACUUUGAUUUAGUUUACAUCAAAAAACCUUUAUGCAACCAGAUCAGAAAAUAUAGCUGAGAUUUUUAUAUACAGUGAUUUUGUGUUUAUGGUUAUUACUUAUUGAGAAAUUAUUUAGUGAUACAGGAAAGGUCUGUUUUCAAAUGUUUUGUGACAACAUUUGAAUCAGAGAUUUUAAAAAUCCACCUCAAAACCAAAUGCACUAUCUGCAAAUUAAAAUAAUCUAAAUGCAUAAACCUUGUGUGUCAUGCCAUGCAAGAGAUUGGCCUCCAAGCCAAGAAGCGCUCUAUGACAGCAAAUGGGCUUGACUCCAGAAGAUUCUGGAAAAGGUAUUUAGAUUUCUCAGCGUCUUUUAAGUUGGGUUGACUUGACAAGAUGUAAGUUUUAGGAAAUGUAACAGGCAUGACGAUGAGUUCCUCAGUAAAAGGCACUGCCAUCAAGUGCCACCUGUUAUUGUUCAAAAUUAAAUGUCCUGAAGUCAACACAUUUUCCUUGAAGUGCAGCUGAAUUGGCAUUUCUUCUAAUUUCCUUUUAAUUGGAAGAUGAAAAGACGACUCAAGCAUAUUUUAAGAAAGGCUUUAAAAAUUCCAGCAAGAACUUAAUUCAAGGCAUAUUGGCAAAGGAUUGUCAAAGCACAAUGAUCCUUCAAAUAUCUCAAGACCACUGGCUUUAAAUCCUGUAUUCAUGUUGCAGUAAGCUUAAUCUUUUAAAAUUAGGUGGUUAAGAAAUUUAAAUGUGUUUAUCCAAACUGCUGUCUCUCAUAUUUCUCCUCUGUGGUUUGGUGCUUACUGGAAGUUUGGGUACCAUAAGGAGGACAGAACAAUAUCUGGCACUCUGACCAUACAGCUACUCCCUGAGGGCCAAGCCCUGCCCACUCCUCAUGGCAGACCAUCCACCAAAGAACAAAAUGAAGCCCCUGGUUUUGUACAUCACUGCCUAGUUUUACUCUCUGCUGUUCUCAUUAUUCUGAGACUGAGAAAUAACACAAAUUCAACAUGAUUUUACUAGGAAUAUAAAAUGAAUCACCAGAAUCUAGUCUGCUUAAAACUUUGCCAGGGAUUAAAAGGAAUAAAAAAUGUGUCUGACCUCAAAGAACCUGCAACAAAGUAAAGAAAUAAGACUUAAUACAACUAUAAGAAGUGUUUAUUGAGCACCUACCAUGUGCCAGGCACUGUGAUAAAUGCUUUCCAUGCUCUAUAUAAUUUAAUCUAACUUAAUGCUUACAACAGCUAUAUGAGGUAACUAUUGUUACUAUCCUCAUUUUAGAAAUGAGAAAACAGAGGCUUUUAGUGGCUAAGUAACUUGCACAUAGAGCAAGUGUCAGAACCAGGAACAAAACCUAGGCCUGCCUCACAGCAGAGGCCUCACAGUUACCUGGGAUCUUGAACAGAUAUUUCGGAGUACGGUUGUCUCAUUGUGAAGCUUAUAUUUCAACCUCUAGGUGAGGAAAAAUGGGCUGUAUCUGAAAAGCCAAAGUUCCAUUCUAUACCCAGUCCAGAGAUACACAAUCAUGUUAAUCAAGGAAGGCGAGGGGUAAAAAGAAUAUUUGGCUUCAAAACGAUUGCAGAUACAAAAAAGAAUAAAAGAUGGAGAUGUAUAUUAAGGGGUGGGGAUAGUGUGAGCAAGGCCAAGACUUGGGCAUGAGUGUGGGAUACUAAGGGAGAAAUAGUGAAUUCAGUGGCUAUGACUUGGUGAGAACAGAUUGACUUUAUUUGGACAGUCUCUGCCACCCAUCCAGCACUAUUCCAGUAUUAAUCUUAUCACUGUGUGAAUAGUAAAAGAAAACCAAAAACUAAAAUUUUAAUUAAAAUGGAGAGACAAUACAGUAGUAUUUGCCAAACAGGCAGCCUGACCUACGAGUGCCCCUAUAGAAUCACUGUCAAGACCAAUUUCCAGCUUUGGGCCAAGGGUUUUCUCUAAGUGCCACAUUCUAAAUAUGGCCUGCAUCUAUUCUGAUUCUAACAAGCAGAUACAGCCUCCUUCUUCACUCUGAAACCGUCCCUCAUCAUUGUGUGCCAGGCAGGGUUUAUGAAAGCCAUGGCAGCUGUCCCCGCAGCUCUGUUGAGUAGUGCUGGGCAGGAGGUCCUACACUGUAGUUAGAGUCUCUGCCCUUCAGUGCAGAGGGUGCAGGUUGAAUCACUGGAGAACAAAAAAGGAUGUGAGUUCCUGACCCAGACCUCUGUGUUGUACUCUGGAAACUUACCUGAGCAAGUUAACCAGAGGUUGUGUAGGAGCACAGCUCGGCACCCUACCACUGGCAGAAGUUGAAAAUUCAGCCAAACAUCUGUUACCGUACACAACAUUGACUUAUAUUCUGAGUCUUUAUUUUUACAUGUGACUAGCUGAGGUUAGAGAUACACCACAAACUCUAUGAAAGACCCAGGUAAUUAAGGCAAAUGUAUUGUUUUUCUUGAAUCACUAGAAUGAUUGCUUGAAGUUUCUUCUUUCCUCUAUUUACAGCAACAACUGUAAACGUUUCUAUGGAAACUUUUUAAAAUACUUCGCCAGGAUGAAUAUGAUAACACCUAUUCACAAGUGACAAAAAGAUUCAUUUUGGAAUCAAUUUUUGUAGAAAUUUUGUACAACUGAGUAAAUAGAUAAAGACACUGACCAACUGUAUGAUAGGCAUUUUUUAUAUUAGUGCCACUUGAUAGAUAAUUUACCUAGUGUAAGUGGAUCAUAGGGAUAUUGAUUCAUGUUUUUCAAACUCUUUGAAAAUGACAGAUCAAAUAGCUCACAUAUUCAAUGGUAAGGGGAGUUCUACAUACUAAGAAGAUUACAUAAGUCACAGUACUAAAAAUUAGUUUUUCAGAUUCAUCAUAGUCAUAGUGCUCCCUAAGUAUAAUGUUAUCAAAGACACCGAAGUAAAAACCAGGAGAAAAUAGGUAUGUACAGAAUCUAAGAAUGCUUUACCUUUCUUCUUUUUCGAAUGCCCACUCUGAAAGCCAAAGGCUUUGGUCAUUGUCCACUGAUAAACUGUAGGAACAGUGUGUAAAAAGUAGGCAGACAGGCAUGUCCUCUAGUAAAUGCACAGAACAUUACUUUUUUUCCUAAAUCAUUAGAGGAAGCCUUGAUGAUGACAUUCGAAAAGUGAGUCUUGAACUUCACUGCCCUGCCUUUUUGUCCUCAUCAUUGUUCAUGAAAAUAGACUUUCAUAGCACCCCAAGAACAGACUCAGAAUAAAUAAAGUUUACUAAUUAUCAUGUCUGAGACUAAAAGUACUAUGGCAAUGCUCUGCUUUUGCCUUAACCUUUCCAGUAUUUUGUGAUUCAGUCAUCUGACAUUUACCUUUCACUCUUCCUCAGAAAAUGUACUCAGAAUAAUUGGAAAAGGUCAAAUUUCAGUGUUACCUUAUAUUUCAAAAAAUGUUAACAUGUCAUAUCGUCGCUACUAUUAAUAUGUAGAAGAAUAUAUAUACACACUAUACAUAUAUAUAGUUUGUCAUUAUAUUUAGUCUAUAACCAUAUAACACAUAUAUAAUAUAUGCAUGUUAUGUAUAUAUAUAUAUACACAUAUAUAUGUGUAUAUAUAUAUGAUCAAAGACAUUUUUCAAAGCAUAGUAAUGAUCUUAGAAAAAAACAUUAUGCUUACAAAUCUGGAUUUUAUUUUUGUUUCUUUUCUCACUUGUCCUUUUCUUUCUUUUUUCAUUUCAAUGAUUUCAACUUUUUUUCCUAGUCUCUAUAUGUUAUCUACCUCUUCUACUGAGUUAUUUUCAGUCUACUAGCUCAGAGUAUAGGAUCUAGAGCCAGAAAAUAUGGGCUUGAAUCCCAGCUCUGACAAUUACCAGCUGUGCAUUUUUCACUAAGUUGCUUAACCUUUCUGGGUCUCAUUAUCCAAAUUCCACGGAUUAAAAAAAAAGCUAACAUCAUCUCCUGCAUAAAAUUUCUGUGAGGAUGAAAUGAGUUAAUACCUCUUAGACUCAGAAAAUCAUACUUGGCACAUAUAAGCAUUCAGUUAAUGUUAGCAACUGUGGAGAAAGGAUAUGGUUCUCAAAUUCCUUUUUCUACCCUGUCUUAAAUCUCUCCCUCUUAAACCUCAUAAAAUCUUAUGACAUUUAAGUUUCAACUCAUGUUUCUCUGAUUGGUUGAUAUACAGUGUCUGGAGAAUUGUUCUGAGAAGGAAUCUGAGGCCCCUGUGGUGAAAAGGAGAAAAGAGAGAUAUAGAGACAAUUAACAAUGUUU
Molecule: messenger RNA, 8272 nt
Organism: Physeter macrocephalus (sperm whale)
Lineage: Eukaryota; Metazoa; Chordata; Mammalia; Artiodactyla; Physeteridae
Gene: TRPC6
Product: transient receptor potential cation channel subfamily C member 6
Exons: 13
Coding region: 88-2886 (932 amino acids)
Biological process (GO): single fertilization; regulation of cytosolic calcium ion concentration; calcium ion transmembrane transport
Cellular component (GO): cation channel complex; plasma membrane
Molecular function (GO): store-operated calcium channel activity; inositol 1,4,5 trisphosphate binding; protein binding
Source: RefSeq, a predicted model, not a curated record